AUGGAAAUACAGAGGAAUACCGUGCCACAGCCGAGCAACAGUAACAUGUGUGAGUCCACACAGAGGUCCUGCGAACCUCGCAGGAAGAGAGCGGAUGACCGCGGUGUGCCUUCAGAGAUGGCCAGAAUAAUCACCGACCCUGUCACUGGAAAGUGCUACUGCCGUGGAAAAGUUUUGGGAAAGGGAGGUUUUGCUAAAUGCUAUGAGAUGACCGACCUCUCCACCAGCAAAGUUUACGCGGCCAAAAUCAUCCCCCAUACGCGCGUCUCCAAACCUCACCAACGGGAAAAGAUUGACAGAGAAAUUGAGCUGCACAGAGCACUGCAUCAUAAACACAUUGUGCACUUUUAUCACCAUUUCGAGGACAAGGAAAACAUCUACAUUCUUUUGGAAUACUGCAGUAGAAAAUCAUUAGCCCAUAUCCUGAAGGCACGGAAAGUGUUAACUGAGCCAGAGGUCCGUUAUUACCUAAGACAGAUUGUGUCUGGGCUGAAGUACCUGCAUGAACAAGAGAUCCUACAUAGAGACUUGAAACUGGGUAACUUCUUUGUGAGUGACACUAUGGAACUGAAGGUUGGGGACUUUGGUCUGGCUGCCAAGCUGGAGCCAGCGGGAAACAGGAGGAAGACAAUCUGCGGGACUCCCAACUACCUGUCACCUGAGGUGCUCAACAAGCAAGGCCACGGCUGUGAAUCAGACAUCUGGGCCCUGGGCUGUGUCAUGUACACAAUGCUGCUGGGCAGACCUCCAUUUGAGACCACCAACCUGAAGGAGACAUACAGGUGUAUUAGAGAGGCACGGUACUCCCUGCCUUCUUCCCUAUCGCCACAGGCCAAGCAGCUCAUCGCCAACCUGCUGGCAAAGACGCCUGAGGACAGACCCCAUCUAGAUCACAUUCUGAGGCACGACUUCUUCACUCAGGGCUUCAGUCCAGAGCGUCUGCCUCCUAGUUGUUGCCAUUCUGCACCAGAUUUCCACGUCUCCAGUCCUGCCAAGAGCUUCUUCAAGAAAGCUGCGGCUGCGCUGUUUGGUGGGAAGCGGGACAAGGUCAAAUACUACGAGACUCUCAAUAAGCUAACCAAAGAGGAAGAGGAGAUCUACAAACUGCAGCAUGACUUGAAGAGAACUGUCAUCAGCCAACAACAGAGCAAACAGCUGGCUGAGAAAGGAAGGCCGCUUCCGCCAUCUGCUGAAAACCCUGUUGCUCCGGCAACGGAGAGCCAGUCCUCGACAACGCGAGAUACCAUCCGUCUGAUCGUGAGGGGCAGUCUGGGGAGCUGCAGCAGCAGCAGCGAAUGCCUGGAAGACAGCACCACAGGAAGCGUAGCUGAUACCGUUGCAAGUGUCUUACGAGGGUGUCUAGAGAAUAUGCCUAAAGCGGAUGACAUUCCCAAAGGAUCAGGCAGCUGUAACCUUCAGUGGGUGACCAAAUGGGUGGACUACUCCAACAAGUACGGCUUUGGCUACCAGUUGUCUGAUCACACCGUGGGCGUCCUCUUCAACAAUGGCACCCACAUGAGCCUCCUGCCAGACAGAAAGACCAUCCAUUACUAUGCUGAGUUGGGCCAUUGCUCUGUGUUCCCAACCUGUGAGGUUCCUGAACACUUUGUGGGUCAAGUGACUGUGCUCAAGUACUUUUCCCACUACAUGGAGGAGAAUCUUAUGGAUGGUGGGGAUCUGGUUAGUAUGACAGAUGCACACAUGCCCAGACUCUACCUGCUACAGUGGCUCAAGUCCGACCGCGCCCUCAUGAUGCUCUUUAACAAUGGCACCUUUCAGGUCAACUUUUACCACGACCACACCAAGAUCAUCCUGUGCUGUCAAAAGGAGGACUACAUGCUGACGUACAUCAAUGAGGACCGCGUCUCCAAAACCUUCAAGCUCAACUCCCUGCUGACAUCUGGCUGCCCCACAGACCUGCGUGAGCGCAUGGAGUACUCCCUCAAUAUGCUGCUGCAGAGAUGCAGCUAAACCCAGAAUAAUGUGUUGAGGACACUUCAUAGAGACGGUCCUGUUCGUCUUACUACUGCAGUGCUGCAGUGGAGUCAGGAGCUGGAAGGAACUGUGUGGCAGAGAGGCUUUGAAGAUGGACUUAAGCAAAGAAACACCUAAGAUUCACUCCUACACCUCUGCAUCUUCAUGACUCAGCAGAGGUGAAAAAAAUAUGGACAGACUAUGGACAGGAAAAUGAAAAUGUGUGUAGCACAAUGAUGGUGGAUGAAAAAGGGCUUUAUUGUAUGUUGAUCAUGGGAGGAGAGAGAGAACUGGACAUGUUGGAGUGAGUGUGUAGGUACGACUGCGAACCCCAUAUGUUUGGGACAGAGAGGGAUGGUUGGUAUGUGAAGAGAAAAACUGGGCUGGCACCCAGAUGACUUGUUUAUAAAACUGUGGAUCCUCUUGUUGUUUGUAAAGUAAAUCCACAAAGGGCUGAUGCUCAGAGUAUAAUCGGAGCAAGGCUUUGGAAUAUUGUAAAUGACGUAUACUGUGUGCACAGCCAGCUCUGCAGUGCAGACACAGAGGCUGCCUAUGUGUGUGGAAACUGGUCCGUCAAAGGAUAUGUAAGGGGGUUAAAAUCUCUAACUUUAAAACUGUGAUUCAUUCUCUUUACUGACAUAUGGACUCAGCCCAGUGAGCUGAGAAAAGGUGGAAUGAGAGAGAGAGAACGGGAUCAGGAGAAGAGAAUGACUUAAAAAAACAAACAAACAAAAAAAACUAAUAGUACUGCAAGUCCAUUAAGAACCCCUCCAGAGCCAUCAUCACCUGAGUAGAAAAUGCCCUAAAUAACUUAUUGUGUACAAAGUGCAAUAUUUAUUUAUUUAAUAAUAAAACACAUUUUCUAAAAAAAAAAA
Messenger RNA from Myripristis murdjan (pinecone soldierfish), 2849 nucleotides. RefSeq names its product polo-like kinase 2b (Drosophila) (gene plk2b). Gene Ontology annotation, biological process: protein phosphorylation; mitotic spindle organization. The transcript has 14 exons. Gene Ontology annotation, cellular component: kinetochore; centrosome; cytoplasm. The record is from RefSeq and is a predicted model, not a curated record. Bases 1 to 1971 code for a protein of 656 amino acids. Lineage: Eukaryota; Metazoa; Chordata; Actinopteri; Holocentriformes; Holocentridae. Gene Ontology annotation, molecular function: protein binding; ATP binding; protein serine/threonine kinase activity.